UCCAGCAUAACCGAAAUUGCACAUCACCACUCCGUACCACAACAAUAACAAGGCCACGUGAAUCCUUUGGUCCCCAGCCACCGAACACCACCACCCAACACUGCACACCAACCAGCGGGAUCGGGAGCUCAGGAUCCCCCCUAGACUCGCACCAUGGCCCAGGGGAAGCACAUGAGCAAGAAGGGAAAGGGAGGAGAAAAAGCUCCCCCUAACUUGAAGAAGGGGAAACGCCAGCCGUCUUCACUUAAAAUGAGGAAAGGCGCACGGGCCAUAGCACCCAAGAAGGCCAAGGCAAGGGAGGCUAUGAUGGUGCAGAAACAGCUGCAGAAGGCAAUCAACAGCAACAUUGAGGAGGAGAUGAAGCAGCGUGCAUCCAAGGAUACCACGUCAUUUAAGCUUUUCAAAAAGAAGCCAGAAGAGAAACAGAAAAAAUGACAAACUGCCUAGUAAUAUAUUUCACUGUAUUGCAUCUAAGCUAGACUUCUUAAUGUAAUAGACAGUAUUUCUUAUAUGGAAUUAAAUGUAUAUUUAAAAAUAAAAUGAUUGUAUUCAAGCCAA
Scylla paramamosain (green mud crab) is the source of this 558-nucleotide messenger RNA. Its product is annotated as UPF0390 protein zgc136864-like. NCBI's taxonomy places the organism in Eukaryota, Metazoa, Arthropoda, Malacostraca, Decapoda, Portunidae. The record is from RefSeq and is a predicted model, not a curated record. Bases 154 to 435 code for a protein of 93 amino acids. The transcript has 3 exons.